Molecule: messenger RNA, 8091 nt
Organism: Panicum virgatum (switchgrass)
Lineage: Eukaryota; Viridiplantae; Streptophyta; Magnoliopsida; Poales; Poaceae
Exons: 35
Coding region: 152-7459 (2435 amino acids)
Source: RefSeq, a predicted model, not a curated record
CUACCCAAAGCGAGCCCUUCACAAAAUCGAACUCUCCACUACUCCUCUGCGCCGCGAAGCCACUGCCGCUUCUACCCCCACGGGCGCACCGCCAUGCUCGCCGCCGCAUCGUGAUCACGAGCGCCCUAGCCGCCCUCGGAGAUUCCUCGCCAUGGCUGCGUCGGAGCGGGAGGCCGCGCUCCUCGCGCGCGUGGCGGCAAACCACCUCUUCCUCGCGCAGUUCGAGGCCCUGCGCGCGGCGCUCCUCAGCCUCCGUCGCCGCGCCGACCCGGGGCUCGCCGCGGACUUCCUCCGCGCGGUCGUCGCCGCAGGGGGCCGUGUCCCGGGCGUGCUCUGGUCCGCGCCCCCCGCCUGCCCGUCCCCGUCCCACCUCGCCUGGCUCGCCGCGCUCGAGCUCGCCGCCCUCCCCUCCACCCCCAACCCCGAGGCGCUGCGCCUCAAGGCCGAGUUCCUCAUCCUCCUCCAGCCCAUCGCCGACGACCCCGCUGUUGGCGCCGAGACCAGGGAGACCCUCACGCGGCUGCUGGAUUUGGGGGUGGUGAGGCUGAAGCGCGAGGUCGAGGGAGGUGGAGGGGAGGCGGGCGCUGGUGCCGAGGAGGCCGCGGUCACCGAGGAGGAUCUGAGGGGGCUAUGGGGGGUGUUCCUCGAUAACGCCCUUGUAUUUGACGCAUUGUGCGUGGGCGUCUCGAGGCAGAUCGGCUUGGACGGGGGUUUCGGCGCUGAUGUGCUCCUGUUGCUGCGUCAGAACGUGCAGCAUGCCCACUUGGACGCCGUGAAGACACUACUUGCAGUGGAUGAUCUUGAUGGUGCUGCUGGCCAUCUCCGGUUUCUUUGUCUGGAUCAUGGUGUAGAGAAGGAUGAGUACAAGCUUGUCAUAUCAGAGCUUCUCAGAAAGGGUUGGGAAAAAGCAUCCAAUUAUGGUGGAAGAUGGUCUCAGUUGCGGGAUAGAAUAACUAAAAUGUACGAAGCAGCUCUUCAGUCUACUAGUCCCCAGCUCGUGCAACUGUUUCAGGCCAUUCUGGAUGACAUUGUUUCUGAAGAAAUUGAAGAUCAUAAUAUCUCUAAUACUAAUGGGAUGCCUCUUCCUUUCACAAAAUUUGUGGAAACAUUGUCAUUGGAGAGGGGUACUGACUCAGAUGACAGGACCUUGUUGGAUGCAGCUAUAGCAUCCUGCAAGAAAGAUCUGUACCAUUAUUGUCGACUCUCUGGAAAGCAUAUGCUUGAAGUAGUCUUGGAAACUGCUCUGUCAUCAAUUAAGAGGGAGCAGCUUCAAGAAGCUGUUGAUGUUGUUUCGUUGUUCCCCCUUCUCCAGCCAUUGGUUGCUGUCUUGGGGUGGGAUAUUCUGAAGGGUAAAACAGCUCUACGGAGAAAACUAAUGCAGAUGUUCUGGACAAGCAAAUCCCAAGCUCUACGACUACAGGAAUAUUCACAUUACCGUAAGACAGAUGAGACAUCCUGCGAGGAAUACUUGUGUGAUCUUUUAUGCUUUCAUCUGGAUCUUGCAUGUUUUGUUUCAAGUGUGAAUUCUGGCCGCCCGUGGAAUUUAAGGAAUUCAUUAUUGUUUUCCCAACAGCAUCAAGGUUCAGAUGUUAACAAUGCAGAAAUAUUAGAUCCUUUUGUGGAGAACCUGAUACUUGAGCGCCUAGCUGUUCAGACUCCCAUGAGAGUGCUAUUUGAUGUAGUCCCAGGAAUAAAAUUUCAAGAUGCGAUUGAGCUUGUUGGUAUGCAGCCACUUCCUUCAACAACUGCAGCUUGGAAGAGGAUACAUGAUAUUGAACUGAUGCACAUGCGAUAUGCUCUUCAGUCAGUUGUGCUUGCUCUAGGAGAGAUGGAGAAGUGUGCAGGUGAUGGGAACGAGUGUUAUUAUCAUAAAGCGUUGUCAUAUCUGAGGGAGAUGCAAAAUUUUAUGGAGGCUAUCAAAAGUACUCCAAGAAAGAUUUUCAUGGUCAGCAUUAUAUUGUCAUUGUUACAUAUGGAUGACUCUGUCAAACUGUCUCAAGCAGUCCCUUCUGAGUGCCAUGUUACUCAUGAAUGCCAUGAUAAUAAUAUCGAAUCUGAGGGAAAGAACAUGGUGGUAUAUUUUGUUGGGCUUCUACUUGAUAUACUUCGUCAUAAUCUCCAAGUGAAAGGCCCUGAUAUGGAUCACCUGUCCAGUACUAGUCUGUCAUCUGCUGGUAGGCAAGCCUUAGAAUGGAGGCUCAAACAUGCCAAACAUUCCAUUGAAGACUUGGAUUGGCGUCUAUCUGUUCUAAAGCGUCUUCAACCUUUGUCUGAGAGGCAAUGGAGUUGGAAGGAGGCAUUAGUUCUUCUACGAGCUGCUCCUUCAAAGUUAUUGAAUGUAUGCAUGCAAAGGGAAAACUAUGAUAUAGGAGAAGAAGCUGUACAGAGAUUUUCUCUACCCGCUGAGGAUAAAGCUUCUCUUGAACUAGCCGAAUGGGUAGCUGGCGCAUAUAAAAGAGCAUUGGUUGAAGAUGCUGUGAAUCGUGCUACCGAUAACACGAAUGCAGCACAGGAAUUGGAUAUUUUGGCAUUACGUGCUCAGCUUGGUUCUCUAACUACGAUUCUGCUUUGUGUUGAUGUUGCUGCAACAUCUGCUAGGUCAGGUGAUAUGUGCCGAUUUCUUCUUGAUGAGGCAACAAGCUUGCUAUCUGAAAUAUUUCCAGGGAGCUCCCCAAAAGUAGGCGCAACUUACUGGGAUCAGGUCCAAGAACUUGCUAUGAUAUCAGUGAUAAAGCGCAUCCUUCAGCGUCUGCAUGACAUCUUGGAUCUGGAAGCUCUUCCAUAUCUUCAAGUGUUUUUUACCGAGAUGAGCAUCUCUUCAUCAACUGAAUCUAGCAGAGUUGGACAAAAGCAACGCCCUCUUGGUCUUUUGCACCAAAUGAUUGAUGAUGCCUUCAAAGGAAAGCGACAAUUCUUGAGUGGUAAACUUCACAAUGUUGCUAGGGCUAUUGUUGAUGAAGACUUUGAUAGUGUUUAUGCAAAGGAAGGUGUCAACUUGGAAAAGAAAGAUGUUUUGAGUUCUGAGAAAGGUGUAGUCCUUGGUCAUGGGCUUAGGAUACUGAAACAAGCAUCUAGGAGUGACCUUGCAUCUUCAAAUGUUCUGGAAAGCAGUUCAGAACACAAAGGUUCUGCAAAUAGAUAUAUGGGUCCUCUAUCUACCAAGCCAUCAACAUAUUUAUCGAACUUCAUAAUAUAUAUUGCAACCAUCGGCGACAUAGUUGAUGGAACUGACACAACUCACGAUUUCAACUACUUCUCAUUAGUCUACGAAUGGCCAAAAGAUCUAUUAACUCGUCUAGUUUUUGAGCGUGGAAGCACCAAUGCGGCUGCAAAGGUAGCUGACACAAUGGGUGUUGAUUUUGUGCACGAGAUUAUAUCAGCAUGUGUGCCACCUGUUUUACCUCCACGAACAGGACAUGGAUGGGCUUGCAUUCCAGUUGUACCUAUUCUUUCUAAUAUUACUUCAGAAAACAGAUCAUCUGCCAUUCCAAAGUCCCUUCCUCCUGCUCAAGGAUGGAGUGCACAUGAUUCGUCAUUGUCUUCUCAUCAAGAACCUCUCUAUCCUCUUCAGUUAAAUUUAGUGAAGCAUUUAGCCCAGUUAUCAUCAGUAAGAGCAGUUUUGGCAUGUGUAUUUGGAAGUACCAUACUAUCUGGUGACAACGAAUCAUCUCCUACUUAUGGGCAAGAUACAGCUCAAACCCCUGAAAUCGAGAGGUCAUUUUUCGAAUUUGCUCUCGAGCAAUCAGAGAGAUAUCCAACCUUGAACCGGUGGAUACAGAUGCAGUCUAAUCUUCAUCGAGUAUCUGAGUCAUCCGUGACAGAUAAAUCUGAAAGUGAAGUCUCUUUGCAUCAAUCCAAGGGAAAGUAUUCUAUGAAGCGACCCCGCGAACCUGUUAGUGAUGGUGAGUCAGAGCUUGAAGAUAUUGUAAUAAGCGGGAACACUACUUCAAGUCCGCUAGAAUCCCCUAAACAUGAAGACACUAGACUAGAGACAACCACUUUUAUUUCAUUUGAUUGGGAGAAUGAAGGACCAUAUGAAAAAGCUGUUGAGAGGCUAAUUAGUGAAGGAAAACUAACUGAUGCUCUUGCUGUAUCUGAUCGGUGUUUGCGCAACGGAGCAUCUGAUAAAUUGCUUCAAUUGCUCAUCGAACAAGAAGAAAGAAGUCUAGGCACAGGACAAAUUCGUGCAUAUGGAUCUCACAAUCUUGGGAGUGAUACUUGGCAAUACUGCUUGAGGCUAAGAGACAAAAAACUUGCAGCUCAGCUUGCUCUAAAGUAUCUACGCAGUUGGGACCUUGAUGCUGCCUCUAAUGUCAUUACUAUGUGCAUGUGCCACUUACCUGAGAAGGAUCCCAUGCGGAGUAAGGUGUGGCACAUGAAGCAAUCUUUACAGCGGUAUGGUCAUAUUAUGAGUGCUGAUGAACACUACACCAGAUGGCAAGAGGUUGAAGCCGAUUGUGAAGAUGACCCAGAGGGCUUGGCACUCCGUCUUGCUGCUAAAGGAGCUGUUUCCGCUGCUUUAGAGGUUGCUGAAAGUGCCUCUUUAUCAAUUGAUUUGCGGAGAGAGUUGCAAGGCCGCCAACUUGUCAAACUGCUAACCACUGAUCCACUUAAUGGUGGAGGCCCAGCCGCAGCUUCAAGAUUUCUGUCAACCUUAAGAGAUUCCAAUGAUGCUCUUCCUGUAGCCAUUGGUGCUAUGAAGCUAUUACCUGACUUGCGUUCAAAGCAGCUUCUUGUACAUUUUUUCCUCAAGCGUACAGUUGGGAGUCUUUCAGAUGCUGAGAUUGCACGGCUUAAUUCAUGGGCAUUAGGUCUUCGUGUUCUUUCCUUAUUGCCAUUGCCAUCGCAACAGCGUUGCUCUUCUCUGCAUGAACACCCUCAGUUGAUCAUAGAAGUACUAUUGAUGAUGAAACAAUUCCAGUCUGCUUCUUUGAUUUUAAAAGAAUUUCCUGCACUGAGAGAUGAUAGGUUAAUUAUUUCUUAUGCCAAGAAAGCAAUCUCCAUUAAUGUCAGUUCAACCCCUAGGGAACGGCGACUGUCCAUCUCUGCAACAAGAGCAAAACAAAAAAAGGCCACCACUCCAGUUAAAACAAAUUUUGUGCAGAGUUUUGGCAACUUCCAGAGAGAAGCACGCAAAGCAUUCUCGUGGGUGCCCCGUGACAGUGGCACUAAAACACCCCCAAAAGAUACGCCCCGGAAAAGAAAAAGUUCAGGUUCAGGUGGUGAUAGAUCCUCUUGGGAUGCAAUGCCUGCUGUACAGGAGGAGCAGACACCUGUAUAUCCUUCUGAAGGGCAAGAUAGACUUCCUUUCGUCUCUGCUCCUGAUGAGUGGGUGCUGACGGGAGACCCUGACAAGGAUGACACAACACGUUCAUCUCAUAGAUAUGAAACCUCUCCUGACAUCACACUGUUCAAGGCAUUAAUUUCCUUGUGCAGCGAUGAGUCAGUAGCUGCAAAAGGUGCACUUGAACUGUGUAUGACUCAGAUGAAGGUUGUACUUAGCUCCCAACAAUUGCCCCUUGAUGCCUCUAUGGAUAACAUAGCUCGAGCUUAUCAUGCAACGGAAACUUAUGUGCAGGCCCUCUCUUACGCAAAAAAUCUACAUAAGAAGCUCGUUGGGAGUAGUGAUUUGUCAAGUGGUUCUGAAAGAAGUAGGGAUGUCGAUGAUAUUUCUGUGGACACUAGCAGUUCAAGUGCUGGGAGCCAGUAUCUAGAUGAGCUGUCUGAUCUCCUGGCUCAAGCAGACAUGUGGUUAGGGCGUGCAGAGCUUCUUCAAAGCCUGCUGGGAUCAGGUAUUAUUGCCUCGCUUGAUGAUAUCGCUGACAAAGAAUCUUCAACUCGUCUACGUGACAGAUUGGUCAGCGAUGAACGGUACAGCAUGGCUGUAUAUACUUGUAGAAAGUGCAAGAUUGACGCUUUUCCGGUAUGGGUUGCAUGGGGCCAUGCUUUAGUUCGAAUGGAGCACUAUGCUCAAGCCCGUGUGAAGUUCAAGCAAGCACUUCAACAAUACAAAGGCGAUGCAGCUACUGUUGUUACUGAAAUCAUUAACACAAUUGAAGGAGGACCUCCGGUUGAUGUUUCUUCUGUCCGUUCCAUGUAUGAGCAUUUGGCAAAGAGUGCAGCAACCAUCUUUGAUGAUUCCCUUUCUGCUGAUGCUUAUCUUAAUGUUCUGUACAUGCCAUCCACAUUCCCACGAUCUGAGAGUUCCCGACAGUCCAGAGAUCCUAUGGACAACCAAUUCACAUCUGCUAGCUCAUACCUUGAAGAUGGUCCUCGCAGCAAUCUUGACAGUGUCAGAUAUGCCGAGUGUAUUCAUUACUUGCAUGAUUAUGCUCGGCCACAAAUGCUGGCUUUCAUGUUCAGGCAUGGCCAUUAUGCUGAAGCAUGCUCUUUGUUCUUCCCUUUUAAUCAACCAACCACUGAAGGGGAAACUUCUGUGUCUUCAGUUCCAUGGAGUGACCCGUUAACAACUGACUAUGGGACAAUUGACGACUUGUGCGAUCUAUGUCUUGGAUAUGGUGCCAUGGCUGUUUUGGAGAACACAAUACGGGCAGUAACACAAUCGCCCGCAUAUCAUGAGACACCUGUGAUCCAGUACAUGAACACUGUUCUCACCCGCAUUUGCAACUAUUGUGAAACACAUCGGCAUUUUAAUUAUCUCUACAACUUUUUGGUUCUAAAAGAUGACCAUGUUCCUUCUGGCCUUUGUUGUAUCCAAUUAUUUAUGAAUUCCAUGUCUCAAGAGGAGGCUUUGAGGCAUUUGGGACAUGCCAAGACACAUUUUGAAGAAGCCUUAUCUGUACGAGAUAGAACGAUGGAGGCUACAAAGUUGGUAUUGCGGUCUGCUCGGAAUAAGAGCACACCAGGAAAAAUGACCAGAGAAACUAUAAUGAAAUAUUCCACUCGUGUUUCCUAUCAGAUGGAUGUAGUGAAGGCCCUCAACAAUAUAGAUGGUCCUCAGUGGAAAACUUCCCUUUUCGGGAAUCCUACUGACCCUGAAACUAUGAGGCGAAGAUGCAUGGUUGUUGAAACUCUGGCUGAAAAGCAUUUUGAUUUAGCUUUCAGAAUGCUUCAUGAGUUUGAUCUCCCAGCUGUUGAUAUUUAUGCUGGUGUAGCUGCAUCCCUUGCUGAAAGGAAAAAAGGUGGCCAACUAACAGAGUUCCUGAAGAACAUAAGGGGUACUAUAGAUGAUGAUGAAUGGGAUCAGGUUCUUGGUGCUGCUAUAAAUGUUUAUGCCAACAAGCAUAAAGAAAGACCAGAUCGACUUAUUGACAUGCUAAUCAGCAAUCACAGGAAAGUACUUGCUUGUGUUGUCUGUGGGCGUCUAAAAAGUGCAUUCCAAAUAGCCUCGCGAAGUGGAAGUGUUGCUGAUGUUCAAUAUGUUGCUCAUCAGGCAUUACACGCAAAUGCAUUGCCGGUUCUUGAUAUGUGUAAGCAAUGGCUGGCCCAGUACAUGUGAUCCCAAUUGCUUUCACCCAUUAGAUGCGUAGGGAGUUUUCAAAUCAAGUCAGAGAAAACAAACCCAUGGAAGCAAGGAACCAAAUUAUUCUCUGGGGGUAAGACCACUCUGGAGGGCAAAGGUGUUCAAUUCUCGUUCCUCAGUUUGACAUGUUUCCACCACUUCUGCGCGGCACCAUGUCUCCAUGUAUAUACAUGCUCUCAUGAGUUGGCUGUUCCGCACAGGGAGAGGGCUGCAUCUUUGGUCUCUAGUGUGAAGAUGUUAAAUUGCCUUCCGCAUCCAGCGAGAUGAGUAUUUUCACUAUGAGCGCUUGGUCCAUAAAGAGGCAGGGCCAACUUUUCCUCUUCCCAUUCCUAAAAAGAAAAGGUUUCCCUCUUCCCUCACCGAUCCUUUAGAAAAUUUUGCCCAAUUCUCUCGCACAAUGUAUGUGCUGCUUCAGUAGCUUGAAUGAGUCCUGGUACUGAUAGAGUGAUGGUAUAGCAUGCUGUAUACCUGAAUGAGCUGCCUCAUAGUCCUCUCGUCUCGAGGGAUCCAUUUUUGUAUGGUGAAUACAAUUGUGAAUAUAAUUAAAAAUUUAUAGCUGAUGUAAGCACUAUAUGUAUGCUGGUUCAGUUUAUUUGUUUUGUUUUGUU